AUGGAGAGGGAAAUGUCCAACCAAACCACCGUGACCGAGUUCCUUCUCCUGGGAUUCUCGGAUGUUCGGGAGCUGCAGAUUUUGCACUUUGUGAUGUUUCUGGUAAUUUAUCUGGCAGCCUUGAUGGGGAAUCUUCUCAUCAUCAUAGUUGUUGCAUUUGACCACCACCUUCACACCCCCAUGUACUUCUUCCUGAUGAAUUUGUCCAUUCUAGACAUUGGCUCCAUUUCUGUCCCAGUCCCCAAAUCCAUGGCCAAUUCCCUCAUGAACACCAGGUCAAUUUCUUAUUCUGGAUGCGUCACCCAAGUCUUUUUCUUUAUGUUUUUUGCUGUAACCGAGUACUCCUUACUCACCAUCAUGGCAUACGACCGAUACAUCGCCAUCUGCAAACCACUCCACUAUGAGAGAGUGAUGAACAGGAGAGCAUGUGUCCAAAUGGCAGCCAGUGCUUGGAUGAGUGUUUUUGUCUACACUGCACUGCACACCGGGAAUACCUUUGCACUAUCCUUCUGUGGAGGCAACAUGGUGGAUCAGUUUUUCUGUGAAAUCCCCCAGCUCCUCAAGCUUGCCUGCUCUGACUCAUACCUCCGUGAAACUGGGGCUGUUGUCUUUAGUACAUGCUUAGCCUUCAGCUGCUUUGUUUUUAUAGUUGUGUCGUAUGUUCAGAUCUUCACCACAGUGCUGAGAAUCCCCUCUGAGCAGGGCCGGCAUAAAGCUCUAUCCACCUGCCUCCCUCACCUCACUGUGGUCUCCUUGUUCUUUUUCACUGUAGCCUUUGCCUACCUGAAACCCUCCUCCAGCUCAACAUCAGGACUAGAUCUCAUAGUGGCUGUUCUCUAUUCUGUGGUGCCUCCAAUGAUGAAUCCGAUCAUCUACAGCAUGAGGAACAAGGAGAUCAAAGCUGCCCUGAGGAAACUUAUGGCGGGGAGGUUAUUCACCAAAAAUGAACUGUCCAUCUUUCGUCUUUGA
Molecule: messenger RNA, 969 nt
Organism: Mauremys mutica (yellowpond turtle)
Lineage: Eukaryota; Metazoa; Chordata; Testudines; Geoemydidae
Product: olfactory receptor 14A16-like
Exons: 1
Coding region: 1-969 (322 amino acids)
Biological process (GO): G protein-coupled receptor signaling pathway
Cellular component (GO): membrane
Molecular function (GO): olfactory receptor activity; odorant binding; G protein-coupled receptor activity
Source: RefSeq, a predicted model, not a curated record